GACGUCGAUCACUAACCUCGACGUUUGAUUGGCGCGACCGUUGAAUGGGAGGACUGCGUUGCCCUGCGGCCGCUGGAGCGCAUUCACGGGAGGGCGGAUCGGUGUGGUGACAGCGACACUUGGAGACUCCCGACAAACUGUUCGAAAACAGUCGACUAACGCCAUGGCGGAUUUGGACCUGAGCCUGAGUGAUGCGUUGACAGACAGUGUGCCCCAGUCAGGCCCGGAGAGUCUGGUGGAGAGAGACUUUGUGGCUCAGCUGGAAUCCGAGGCCUUUGAUGACCAGGUCGGGGAGACGGUGGGCAAAACGGACUACAUUCCCCUACUGGAUGACGAUGGCACCAAGACAGACUCAGGCGCUGCCUUGGAGAACGGAGAGCAGGAAGUUCAGGGGGCACAAACGCCUGGGUCUAAGCUGACAGCAGGGGGACAGACUGCGUUUUUGCGCCCAGAACCGCAAGGAGAGGUACGGCCACUCACAGUCGACCAGCAGGCCUUGGCAACAGAUUUCCUUUCAGCCUCAAUGGCGAGUUAUUCUGAUCGGUUGGACUCCCAGACCGGCCCUGCCCCAGCGAUGGACUCUGGUCUUAUGGGGGCCUUUUCAGGUUUCUCCCAGCCUGCUGUGGAAGGUAUGGGAAUCAACAUGGAAAUAGGCGUUGCACCCCUCUCUGCAGAGAGGACAAGUAUAGCAGAGCCCCAGCAGCCUGCAGCCCUGCUGGGCUCCGACGCUCCCAAACAGCACAGCCCCAUGCUGCCUGAACCUCAGACCCCCCGCAGCCCUCUGGACCUGUCUGCAGGUGCCAUGGGUGAUUGCUGGGUAGAUGAAACCUGCUGCCUACCGACCGACCUGCCUUUCACCCCCAGCGUCUCCACGGUGAUCAGUCGCCAUGCCGGCCACUUGGCAACCAGCCCAGAUGACCCCCCCGACACGUGGCCCACCCGAGAAAGCUCAGCCUAUGCUGGGGGUGAUGAGAAGGAGGGAGAGGGCUCGGACCGUAAACAGAGGAAGAAAAAGAAAAGGAGACCAAAAGAUGAGGGCACUUUUGACCAACUGGAGAGUAGAGGCCACCCCGAGGCUCAGGUCCAAGGAGAGAACAAGCCCCCCUCAGAGGGGUACCACCAGAGGGUUGGCCCACACCAUGACAGAGGAGGAGAGGGGGGCUGGGAGGAACAGCUGGGGCGGAGCGGAGGUCGAGGGAAGAAGGGGAAGAGCAGAAAGAAGCUUCCGGAAGAGUGGGGGGUGGUGGCAGAGCCGUUUGUCCCCUCUGCGGUGACAGCCUCUCAAAUUUCAGAGGAGAUGACGGUGGACCUGGGAGCUUCAUCACAGACACCCCUGGAGGUCCCAGGCCCUGAUGUGGACCACAGCUUGAGCCCCAGAAGCAAAGAGCUGUGUCCAGACAAGGGCCUAAUCCCUGCCCCCCUCAGCGAGGACUUGCUCUCCCUCAACACCGCCUCUGUCAGCCCGUUGGUCCUGAACAGUGAGCUUAAGGCAACUGCACCUCCAUUCACUAUGCCUGCCGCCAACAUCAACCCCACCUUGGCUUCGUUCCCUAUGGCCCCUCGUCCUAGUGAUCCAUUUGCUGCAAGCUACCAUGACCUGCUGAUGGAGAGUGAAAAUGCCAGCCUGGGCAAUACUGUGGAGGCCUUUUCCCCAUCGAUCUCUCCGGAGAAUGAAGCGAUGGAUAGUGAGAUGGGUGACAGUGGGAUGUUUGACCAAACAGGUCCCCUCACAGAGUCUUACGUGCAGGAUGCUCCUGGAGUAGACACCCUGGCUUUCAGCCCUUCCUCCUGGACCGACCAGCCAAGUCCUGGCCAGUCCCCGAAGGAGAAACUCGGUGAGGUUGUCGCUUCGGCACCACCUCUCUCACCCUCAGAGGAUUCCUGGUUUCUGAAUGACUCCCACCUGAGCAGCAACAGCGAGCCAUUUGACCUCAGUGACAUCGCCCCUCCAGGACACCCACUGCCUGCUGGCUUGGCCUUCGACACCCCGAGCCCACCGCCUCUUCGUUCCCCGAAAACCACCGCACAGGAGUCUCACACCCAAUCAAAAGAGCAUAAAGAUGCCAAAUCAGCUCAAAAACAACCCAAGAAGUCUCGCUCCUCCUCCUCUUCCUCCUCUGUCAAGAGCCCCACUUCCCCAGGAGCCAAGAAGUUUCCUCCGCAGGCUUCCCCAGUCCUCAGUCCCUCUUCUCCUCCAUCGCUGAGCCCACUGGGAACACCAGGUUCUGGCCUGAACCCAGCAGCCAAGCCUUUCUUCCCAAGCUUUGCUGACCCCGUGGAUGACGUGGGUGUCUUCCCCACUGUGACCCCAGUAAUUGAAGUAAAAUCGGACAAGACGGACAAGGCCGAGAAGAAGGACGACAAGAUCGAGGAAAGUGUAAAGUUAGUCGACCAGUUUGACCCUCUGGACAAAGCUGAGAAGAACAAUGAUAAGGUCGAAAAGGCAAGCGAUAAGACACCAGCCAAAGUGGAGGCCGAGACAGAGAACCAUAAAGACAAACAGAAAGAGACAGAAAAAGCGAGUGACAAAGAGGCAGAGAAAUUGAAAGAAAAAGAGAAGGAAAAGGAGAAGGAGACAGAGAAAGUAGAGUCAAUACACCAGGAAGAGAAAACGGUUAAAAUGGAAACGGUAGAUACCCCAGCCAAGCUUGAGCAGACAGAUAAAGCAGACAAGACUGACAAAGAUGAAAAAGUGGACAAGACAGAGAUGGUCAAGAAAGCAGAAGACAAAGUUGAAAAAGCAGAGCAGGUAGAUAAGGUAAGCAAAGAUGAGAAGGAUGAAAAUGUUGAAGAAGAGCAGAAGACUGAAAUGGUGGAAAAGACUGAAUUGGUGGAGAAGACAGAAAUGAGAGAUACCAAAGAGCAGGACAUUGAAAAAGUGGAGAAAAUCCCAGAGAUGCAGCUGAAGCCUGUCAAGUUAGAUGCUAGUUUUGACCAACCGGAGAAACAGCCAGAGAAGGAAACAAAGAGCGCGGUGGAGGAGACCAGGGCAGAAAUGACAAGCGCAGACAAGGAGGGGAAGGACAAGCCAACAGAAAAGAGUGAACUGAAAAUAGAAAAGGAAGAGAAGCUGGGCAAACUGGAGGGAAAGGAGGAUGUAAAAAAGCCUGCAGAGAUAAAAGAUGAGAAGAAGGACAAAGCUGCCAAAGCAGAUGCAGCAGAGAAGGCCAAAAAGCCUGCCAGCAAGCCAACAACUAACGGGAGCAGUGCAGUACCCAGUAAAGACCUGCCAAGUCCAGACAAGAAAACCAAGCCUGCUGCUGGGGCAACCAAGCCAAGCACUGCCGCCAAAACGCGGCCGGGGUCUGCCUCCACCGCUGGUGGUGGGGCGGCCGCUGCCAUUACCAAACGCCCUACCCCAUCCACCACCACCUCCACCUCAGUCGCCAUCAGCAAAAAAACACCCACAGCCAAGGUGGCAUCCACACCGGCCACUGGCCCAAAGCGGCCCACCACCACUACCAGCCGCCCCAGUUCCUCUACCACCAGCACUAUCUCCGCCGCUACACGAGAUGUCAAGCCCAAGACGACCACGGAGAAGCGUCCUACUGUGCCAAAGGCCAACACUACUGCCCCAGCCAGGACCGCUGCCACCGCCAAAAAUGGCACAGCUGUUACAGCAACUAGUAAAACCACCGCAUCAACGCGCACUACAGCAUCCACCCGCACUGCCAUCACCACUACAGCAAAAAAGCCCCUGGCCUCUAAGACUGACAGCAAGCCAGGAGAGGAGAAGAAGCCCAGCGCUUUGAAGACGACUCCAGCUGAUGCCACCAAGCCCAAGACCAGCACUACCCGCAGCUCGACUGCCAGCGCUGGCACCACCAGUGCCACCCGCACGCGUACUGUGGCCUCCAAACCUGCCACCCCAGCCUCCAGCUCUGCCACAGCACCAGAAAAGAAGCCCCCAGUGCCCCGUGUCCCCCGUGGAAACUCCGCAACCACAACUACCACCGGCACCAGGACCACCACUCGCCCUGGCACAGCAUCAGCCCCCGACAUGCGUAAUGUCCGUUCCAAGAUUGGCUCCACAGAUAAUAUGAAGCACCAGCCUGGCGGAGGGAAGGUGUCAACAGCCUCUCAGAACAGGGGCGACGCCUCCAAAGAAACCAGCCAGGGCAAAGUGCAGAUAGUCACCAAGAAGGUGGACCUGAGCAAAGUAACAUCAAAGUGCGGCUCUAAGGACAACAUCAAACACAAACCUGGCGGUGGUGACGUGAAGAUCGAGUCUCACAAAAUAAACUUCAAGGACAAGGCUCAGUCCAAAGUGGGCUCCAUGGACAACCUAAGCCAUUCGCCUGGCGGUGGCAACAUCAAGGCUGAGGGGGCCCAGGAGACAGCAGAGGGGAAUGGGGCGCCUCUGAGUGGCACCCCGGCCCUGGCCCCAGGCUCCGAGCCAGGGCAGACAGGGAGCCCUGCUGCCCAGGAGAAUGGGCUGAAGGAGGGAGCGCCCUGUGAUAGCGAGGGCCUCAGGGACCCCCAGGGUCUGGACUCACGCAUCCCAGAGACAAAUUGAGUCUUUCAAGCUCAACUUUCGCGAGAAUGCUCGCUCUCGCACGGACCACGGCGCCGACAUCAUCACCUGGUUGGCCCCCCAGAGCGACAGCCCCCAUCAGCAUCCUCCGCCAUCGCUCCCUCUACACCAGCACC
Molecule: messenger RNA, 4650 nt
Organism: Lampris incognitus (smalleye Pacific opah)
Lineage: Eukaryota; Metazoa; Chordata; Actinopteri; Lampriformes; Lampridae
Product: microtubule-associated protein 4
Exons: 17
Coding region: 164-4516 (1450 amino acids)
Biological process (GO): microtubule cytoskeleton organization; neuron projection development
Cellular component (GO): neuron projection
Molecular function (GO): microtubule binding
Source: RefSeq, a predicted model, not a curated record